Molecule: messenger RNA, 1379 nt
Organism: Hyla sarda
Lineage: Eukaryota; Metazoa; Chordata; Amphibia; Anura; Hylidae
Product: gastrula zinc finger protein XlCGF17.1-like
Exons: 1
Coding region: 428-1378 (316 amino acids)
Source: RefSeq, a predicted model, not a curated record
GAAAGGGGAUCCUGUGGACAGAAAGAACUUGUCACCUAAAGGGUCAGAGGAGGAUGUCAGGAAUCGUUCUCAGGAAGAGGCGGAGCAUAGUCAGGAAAGUGCAACCAAACACAAUGCUGGGGUCCACCUAAAAAUCUCUGGUGAACAUUCCCUAGAGUCAGUGCCCGGAGUGACCCCAAAAAAGAAGAAAACUAUAAAGGGGGAUCAUCUCCUCUCUUCUGGGGUCAGGUGACCAUCAAAAACUGCAGCAAAACUUCAUGUGUGUUUCCAACCUAAUAAUAUUUUAUACAUUUCCCAUAAUCCAUUUUUAUCCCAACAGAAAAUCCCAGUAAGAAUUCUGAGGGAAACUUCAUGUUAUCCCUGAAUGAUAAAGGAGAAGAUGAAGAUAUGAUGGAGCGCUCCUCAGGAGAAGACCUCCUUACCCCUAAUGUCCAUCCCAGAUCUAUCCUAUAAUAAUCCACCUGAUCAUGAGGAACCUUCUCCUGACCAACACAUUGUUACCACAAGGACAGAGCAGAAAGGAGGGAAAAGGAUUCAAUGUGAUGAAUGUGGCAAAGAUUUUAGUAAAAGAUCACAUCUUUUUAGACACAGAAGAAUUCACACAGGGGAGAAGCCAUAUUCAUGUUCAGAAUGUGGGAAAUGUUUUAUAAGUAAAUCAUGUCUUGUUAGACAUGAACGAAUUCACACAGGAGAAAAGCCAUAUUCAUGUUCGGAAUGUGGCAAAUGUUUUUCAGACAAGUCAAAUCUUGGUUUGCAUAAAAUAAUUCACACAGGAGAGAAGCCAUUUUCAUGCUCAGAAUGUGGGAAAUGUUUUUAUAAUAAAUCAGAUCUUCUUAAACAUGAGCAAAUUCACACAGGAGUGAAGCCAUUUUCAUGUUCAGAAUGUGGGAAAUGUUUUUAUAAGAAAUCAGAUCUUGUUAAACAUGAGAGAAUUCAUACAGGAGAGAAGCCAUAUUCAUGUUCAGAAUGUGGGAAAUGUUUUAAAAGUAAAUAUGAGCUUGGUUCACAUGAAAGAAUUCACACAGGAGAGAAGCCAUAUUCAUGUUCAGAAUGUGGGAAAUGUUUUACAGCUAAAUAUCAUCUUGUGUCACAUGAAAGAAUUCACACAGGGGAAAAGCCAUAUUCAUGUUCAGAAUGUGAGAAAUGUUUUAACACUAAAUCAGGUCUUGUGUCACAUGUGAGAAUUCACACAGGAGAGAAGCCAUAUUCUUGUUCAGAAUGUGGGAAAUGUUUUAAUUGUAAAUCAGUGCUUGUUACACAUGAGAGAAUUCACACAGGAGAAAAGCCGUAUUCAUGUUCAGAAUGUGGGAAAUGUUUUAUUACUGGAGGACAACUAAGGAUUCAUCAGAGAUGUCACAUAGGGAAAAAUCAACAAUGAU